CGGCAUCAUUACAACCUCCAGAAGUUUCCCCGUGUUCCAGAUGCAGCAUACCGAGCUGUUGAGGGCGCAAUUAUCCAGCUAGUGAAAGGUGCGGGGGCGUACCUUCGAGAACGAUCAACGGGGAUGUCUGGGACCCCGCCAGACCCAUCCGCCAUCAUACCCUUUCGUCGCGACAGAGAUUUCGUCCAACGAGGGCAGACUCUCGACUACAUCCGUCAAGCACUCGCGCUCCCGGGCUCACGCGUUGCGCUUGUCGGCUUGGGAGGUGUUGGCAAGUCGCAGAUUGCUAUCCAAUACGCAUACCAAGUUCGAGAUCAAUCAGCCAACGCCUGGGUCUUCUGGGUCCACGCAAGCAAUGUCGCGCGUUACGAGCAAAGCUUCCGAGAGAUCGCCCAAUAUCUCAAAAUUCCCGAGUGGAGCGAUCCUCGGAGCAAUAUUUUCGAGCUUGUGUGCAGCUGGCUACGCGAAGAGAAGCGAGAAUGGACAUUAAUUCUCGAUAAUUUGGAUGCCGCUGACUUUCUGUUCGAUCGCCAACAGAAUCGAGUGGACGGCAUAGGACGUGCCCGCUCCUUGCCGCUCAUCGAUUAUCUUCCGAAUUGCGAAAACGGUUCGAUACUGAUCACGACACGAAGUAAAAAUGCGGCUCGGCAGCUUGUUGAAUCGUACGCUAUCAUCAUGGUCGAUCCCAUGGACAAGGCAGAGGCGUUGGCUCUUGUUAAAAACAAGUUGGGGUCCGAAACAGACAGCGAUACUGCCACGCGGCUUGUCGUCGCGCUAGAAUAUAUGCCGUUGGCCAUCGUACAGGCGACUGCUUACAUUGCGCACAGAGCGCCGCGCUGCUCAGUGGGACAGUACUUGGAGAUGUUUGAGAAAAGUGAUCGAAAGAGAGUCACUUUGCUGGACUACGAAGGCGGCCAGCUUCGUCGAGAUCGCGACGCCAAGAACUCGAUUAUCAUCACGUGGCACAUAUCUUUCAAUUAUAUUCGGCAAACCAGGCCAUCGUCAGCAGACCUGCUAGCACUCAUGAGCUACUUCGAUCGGCAAGGCAUACCUGAAUAUCUACUUCGAAUGCGUGGGGUUGAUUAUCAUGCUGAGUUGACUGGAAGCGAUGGCAAUUCGAGCGUUCUCGAGGAUGACAAUGACGGCGACUGGGAUUCGGGUGACUCCGCAUCCAGUGAUGAAGACACAUUCGAGGAUGACCUUAUUUUGUUAAGAAACUUUUCGUUCGUUUCCGUUACGGGGAAUAGUGACGUCUUCGAGAUGCACCGGCUGGUACAAAUAGCGACGCAAAAGUGGCUUGCAAAUGACGGUCAGGAAGAAAGGUGGAAGCAUCAGUUUAUCAGCAAUCUUUCCACCCAUCUGCCUGAUGGACAAUACGAAAAUUGGGCAACAUGGAAAACAUUACUGCCGCAUGCGAGAGCGGCUUCGAGGCACAAAUUGAAGGAUGACGCAGCAUUGCUAGAUUGGGCAUCGAUUCUCUACUUGACCGCCUGGUUUUAUGAGAGAAUAGGUAGCGGGCAUGAGGCGGAGGAACUAUCCAUUCUUGCCAUGAAAGUCAGGACAAGACUUCUUGGAAGAGAGCACCAGGAUUCUUUGAACAGCAUUACCAUGGCAGGGUUGGCUUACAAACUUAAAGGUCGAUGGGAGGAAGCGGAGAAGCUGUUUGUGGAAGUGAUGGAGACGAGCAAGCAGAAACUGGGAGCGGACCAUCCAGACACGCUGACCAGCAUGGCCAACCUGGCGUCAACGUACAGGAAUCAAGGUCGGUGGGAGGAAGCGGAGAAGCUGGAGGUGGAAGUGAUGGAGACGAGCAAGCAGAAACUGGGAGCGGAUCAUCCAGACACGCUGACCAGCAUGGGCAACCUGGCGUCGACGUUUUGGAAUCAAGGUCGGUGGGAGGAAGCGGAGAAGCUGGAGGUGGAAGUGAUGGAGACUCGCAAGCAGAAACUGGGAGCGGAUCAUCCAGACACGCUGAUCAGCAUGGGCAACCUGGCGUCGACGUACAGGAAUCAAGGUCGGUGGGAGGAAGCGGAGAAGCUGGAGGUGGAAGUGAUGGAGACUCGCAAGCAGAAGCUGGGAGCGGAUCAUCCAGACACGCUGACCAGUAUGGCCAACCUGGCGUCGACGUUUUGGAAUCAAGGUCGGUGGGAGGAAGCGGAGAAGCUGUUUGUGGAAGUGAUGGAGACUCGCAAGCAGAAACUGGGAGCGGAUCAUCCAGACACGCUGACCAGCAUGGCCAACCUGGCGUCGACGUACAGGAAUCAAGGUCGGUGGGAGGAAGCGGAGAAGCUGUUUGUGGAAGUGAUGGAGACGAGCAAGCAGAAACUGGGAGCGGAUCAUCCAGACACGCUGACCAGCAUGGCCAACCUGGCGUCGACGUACUCAGAUCAAGGUCGGUGGGAGGAAGCAGAGAAGCUGUUUGUGGAAGUGAUGGAGACGAGCAAGCAGAAACUGGGAGCGGAUCAUCCAGGCACGCUGACCAGCAUAGCCAACCUGGCGUCGACGUACAGGAAUCAAGGUCGGUGGGAGGAAGCGGAGAAGCUGUUUGUGGAAGUGAUGGAGACGCGCAAGCAGAAACUGGGAGCGGAUCAUCCUUCCACGCUGAGCAGCAUAGCCAACCUGGCGUCAACGUACAGGAAUCAAGGUCGGUGGGAGGAAGCGGAGAAGCUGGAGGUGGAAGUGAUGGAGACUCGCAAACAGAAACUGAGAGCGGAUCAUCCUUCCACGCUGACCAGCAUGGCCAACCUGGCGUCGACGUACAUGAAUCAAGGUCGGUGGGAGGAAGCGGAGAAGCUGGAGGUGGAAGUGAUGGAGACGAGCAAGCAGAAACUGGGAGCGGAUCAUCCAGACACGCUGACCAGCAUGGGCAACCUGGCGUCGACGUACUCAGAUCAAGGUCGGUGGGAAGAAGCAGAGAAGCUGUUUGUGGAAGUGAUGGAGACGAGCAAGCAGAAACAAGGAGCGGAUCAUCCAGGCAUGCUGACCAGCAUGGGCAACCUGGCGUCAACGUACAGGAAUCAAGGUCGGUGGGAGGAAGCGGAGAAGCUGUUUGUGGAAGUGAUGGAGACGAGCAAGCAGAAACUGGGAGCAGAUCAUCCUUCCACGCUGACCAGCAUAGCCAACCUGGCGUCGACGUACAGGAAUCAAGGUCGGUGGGAGGAAGCGGAGAAGCUGGAGGUGGAAGUGAUGGAGACUCGCAAGCAGAAACUGGGAGCGGAUCAUCCAGACACGCUGACCAGCAUGGGCAACCUGGCGUCGACGUUUUGGAAUCAAGGUCGGUGGGAGGAAGCGGAGAAGCUGUUUGUGGAAGUGAUGGAGACGAGCAAGCAGAAACUGGGAGCGGAUCAUCCAGACACGCUGACCAGCAUGGGCAACCUGGCGUCGACGUUUUGGAAUCAAGGUCGGUGGGAGGAAGCGGAGAAGCUGGAGGUGGAAGUGAUGGAGACUCGCAAGCAGAAACUGGGAGCGGAUCAUCCAGACACGCUGACCAGCAUGGGCAACCUGGCGUCGACGUACAGGAAUCAAGGUCGGUGGGAGGAAGCGGAGAAGCUGUUUGUGGAAGUGAUGGAGACGAGCAAGCAGAAACUGGGAGCGGAUCAUCCUUCCACGCUGACCAGCAUGGGCAACCUGGCGUCGACGCACUCAGAUCAAGGUCGGUGGGAGGAAGCGGAGAAGCUGUUUGUGGAAGUGAUGGAGACGAGCAAGCAGAAACUGGGAGCGGAUCAUCCUUCCACGCUGACCAGCAUGGGCAACCUGGCGUCGACGCACUCAGAUCAAGGUCGGUGGGAAGAAGCGGAGAAGCUGUUUGUGGAAGUGGUGGAGACGAGCAAGCAGAAACUGGGAGCGGAUCAUCCAGGCACGCUGACCAGCAUGGGCAACCUGGCGUCGACGUACAGGAAUCAAGGUCGGUGGGAGGAAGCGGAGAAGCUGGAGGUGGAAGUGAUGGAGACUCGCAAGCAGAAACUGGGAGCGGAUCAUUCAGACACGCUGACCAGCAUGAACAAUCUUGCAUUCACAUGGCACCGCCAGGGUCGGAACGUCGAUGCUCAAAAUCUUAUGAAGGAUUGUGUGCAGCGCCGUCAACGCGUUCUAGGGCAGAAUCAUCCUCACUCCAUCUCAUCUGCUGAGGUUCUGGAUGAUUGGAUGUCAUCGCCAACACAUACUGAUAUGGGAAGGCGACGAGGUCUGCGUGAUAAGAUCGUAUCCUCUUCAAGGAAGAUGCUGUGGAUCGUGAACCGUAGAAAACUCAACUAGGUAUUCUUGGAAUUGCCUUACAUUUGUAUCAUGUAGUUAUAGCAAUGCAGCGUAGAGAGACGACGUAAAUGGCAAAGGAAUUUACCCUACAAUCGAACAACGCCUAUAUGCAUCCACAGCGACCUCGCUCACGGAAGACUAGCUGAUAUAGUGUUGA
Truncatella angustata is the source of this 4411-nucleotide messenger RNA. RefSeq names its product putative kinesin. Gene Ontology annotation, molecular function: protein binding. Gene Ontology annotation, cellular component: kinesin complex. The transcript is spliced from 5 exons. The record is from RefSeq and is a predicted model, not a curated record. The coding region runs from base 124 to 4254 and encodes 1376 amino acids. Lineage: Eukaryota; Fungi; Ascomycota; Sordariomycetes; Amphisphaeriales; Sporocadaceae.